Oryza sativa Japonica Group (Japanese rice) is the source of this 2735-nucleotide messenger RNA. Its product is annotated as probable protein S-acyltransferase 19. Gene Ontology annotation, cellular component: endoplasmic reticulum; Golgi apparatus. Gene Ontology annotation, biological process: peptidyl-L-cysteine S-palmitoylation; protein targeting to membrane. The record is from RefSeq and is a predicted model, not a curated record. Lineage: Eukaryota; Viridiplantae; Streptophyta; Magnoliopsida; Poales; Poaceae. Gene Ontology annotation, molecular function: protein-cysteine S-palmitoyltransferase activity.
AGAGGAGGAGGAGGAGGGAGGGGGUUUUAAUGAAAAAUCUGCCCUUUUUCUCCUUCCUACUAUUACUCCUCCUGAACUACCCAACCCCUUGAGGAGGAGGAGGAGGAGCAGAAAGCACCAGUCUUUCUCUUUCUCUUUCCCUUUUGCUGCUGCCGGCGAAGACGGCGGCGAUCUGAGCGCCGGGUUGACGGCGGCGCCGCGGGGGAGGCGCCAUGGCGAGGAAGCACGGAUGGCAGCUCCCCGCCCACACCUUGCAGAUUGUUGCAAUUGUGGUAUUCUUCCUUCUGGUGGUCGCGUUCUAUGCGUUCUUUGCACCAUUUCUUGGAAAGCAAAUCCUUGAGUAUGUUGCUAUAGGUGUUUAUACCCCUGUGGCAUUUGCUGUUUUCAUCCUUUACAUCCGGUGCACUAGCAUUAACCCUGCUGAUCCUGGGAUCAUGUCAAAGUUUGAGGAUGGCUUUAUUAAUGUACCAGCCAACAGUGAUGGGCUGCAAGGCAUAAAUUUGCCCCAGAAAGGCAAUAGCACAAUCGGCACACAGUCUCCAACAUCUACUUGUAGAAGCUCUCUUGAUGGUCAUUCUAAUCAGCGAGGUUUGUCUACAAGGGACGCAAACGUAAAUCUGAGCUCACAGCUGCCGAAAAAAAGAUCAAGCUGUUACUUUCUUGGUGGGCUUCUGUGUGCUUUAUUUGUCAUGGAGGAUUGCCGGAAGCCUGAUGAGUCAGAACAAGCAGCUAAUGGUGAAGAAGCUUUGUUUUGCACAUUAUGCAAUGCCGAGGUUCGCAAAUUCAGUAAACACUGCAGAAGUUGUGACAAAUGUGUUGAUGGAUUUGAUCAUCAUUGUCGGUGGCUAAAUAACUGUGUUGGACGGAAGAACUAUUUCACGUUCAUUUCACUUAUGGCAAUCAGUUUAUUCUGGCUUGCAAUUGAAUUUGGAGUGGGCAUUGCUGUUAUUGUACUAUGCUUUGUUGAUAAGAAUGCAUUGAGCAACAUUCAGGACAAGCUUGGGAAUGGCAUGACUCGUGCUCCAUUUGCUGUUAUAGUGGGUUUAUUUACACUUCUUUCGUUAGUUGCCUGCAUACCUUUAGGGGAACUUUUCUUCUUCCACAUGAUACUGAUAAGAAAGGGGAUCACAACCUACGACUAUGUUGUGGCAAUGAGAGCUAUGAGCGAGGCAGCACCAGAGGAUGAUGAAGAAGCACAUAUCACCUACUCACCAUCAAAUUCAGCAACAACAGGAUUCAGUGUUGGAAGCUCACUUGGCCUCCACCACAAGGGUGCUUGGUGCACACCUCCAAGAAUAUUUAUUGAUCAGGAUGAAGUGAUUCCACAUUUGGACCCUGGGAUGGUACCUUCAACGGUUGAUCCUGAUGCUGCUGGAUAUGCCGAAAGAGCAAACAAAUCUAAGAAGCCUGUCAAAAUCAGUGCCCGGAGCCUUGCAAAGCUAGAUAGAAAUGAGGUUAUGAAAGCUGCAGCAAAAGCUCGGGCAUCAUCCUCUGUUCUCCGACCAGUAGACGCUCGCCGUGGUCAUGAAGGUGAUCUUAGCUCCAGCGGAAAUGCCAGUGUUAGGAGUAGCAUGAGUGUUGACUACAGCGGCACAAAGGAAUCAAGAGGUGAGAUGAGACUGUCUCCUCUUCAGAACUCAUACCCCCAAAGCCUUGCAAGCCAGGAUGACUACGAGACUGGCACACAGACUGCAAGCAGUUUGAGCAGCCCGGUUCACAUCCACAAGCUUGCCUCUCAUUCUCAGUUUCAUGCACCUCCUCAUCAACCUCCACCCCCUGAAAGGCCUGUGCCGGGGAUAGUGCCAGGGAUAGUGCGGCCGCCUGUUCCUACCACACAGAUAACCAACCCAAUGUUCCAGUCAGCCACAUCUUAUGUUCGGGAGAACCGGAGAGCCUCUGUUGUCUGGGACCAGGAGGCUGGUCGGUAUGUUUCAGUGCCUGCGCAGACAAGGGCAGUUCCUGGUCUUGAUCUGCCAGCAAGAACCCCGCGUUUCUUGGCAAAUCCAACUGGUGAGUCAAGCAACCAUGGGAAAAAUCUUGCACCUGCAAACGCUUCUUCCUCGGCAAUAUCAUCAGGGCAGCCAUCUGAGAGAUUGACGUACACUGGGCAGUCGAUAUUCUUUGGCGGGCCAAUUCUGAGCACCUCAGGUACGAACGCUCAGAGGAGCGAAGCGGGCACAAGAGCACGACCUGAUGGAAGUAGUGAUCCUCCUAAUGCCUUCCAGCGUGAUACCCGGGGCGAGAGAGCACGCACGGGCUCCUUCCCGGUGUUUGCUCCUGGGACUUUUCAGAAGAACCCACCAUUUGACAAGUGAUUUCCUGUUCUUGAUGUCAUCUCUGCUCAAGAGCUUCCAUGACAAUAGAAUGAAUGAUGCAUCUGCACUUGGAUAGUUCAGAUCAGUUGAAGAGGCUGCCUCUUCUGGUGCAGCCACAAGAAGUAGCAAAAAACAGAGAGAGAGAGGAUGAUUUUUAGAAUACUUUAGAGAAGGUUGCUCAAGGACUAACUUUGUUCAAUGUUCAGAGAGUGACAUUCACUGACUGGUGCGCGUGUGUUUUGUUUGCGUGCGUGUUAGGAAUUCAGAAAUUUGAUUCGUGACAGGUGGUAGGAGAGCUAAUUGUUCCUGAUAUGAAAUGUUGAUCAUCUCCCUCCAGUUGGGCUUCGUGCGCGCUGGAGAUGUUUGGAGUGUUCUUUGCAGUUGCUGUUUAUUCAUCUUGGCCAAGUGCCUGUCCCUUCU